Protobothrops mucrosquamatus (brown spotted pit viper) is the source of this 1203-nucleotide messenger RNA. RefSeq names its product actin-like protein 10. NCBI's taxonomy places the organism in Eukaryota, Metazoa, Chordata, Lepidosauria, Squamata, Viperidae. The coding region runs from base 1 to 1203 and encodes 400 amino acids. The transcript is spliced from 2 exons. The record is from RefSeq and is a predicted model, not a curated record.
AUGUCCCUCACACAUAUAGCAUUAGGUGUUGUAUCUGUAACUUAUAAAAAAUUAGAUUAUAGCUGUACUUUACUCCGAAGUGAUUUUCUCAUCCAGGACAUCAAAGAGGCACAGUGCAAGAUUAUGGAGAAAGUUGCACUUGUAGUAGACAAUGGCAGCAGUUUCUGUCGAUCAGGCUUUGCAGGUGAAGAAAAGCCAAGAAUUGUGAUGAAAACUGCAUCUCUUCCUCCUAUCUAUCAUCCUGUCUGUUCUCUCAAUGAUGAAAAAUUGCAAACUCAGCCACUAAAGCAUGGCAUUAUACUAGAUUGGCAAGCCAUGGAGAACUUAUGGAGCCAUCUCUUUUAUUGUGGGUUGCAAGUUUCCACUGAGGACCAUCCAAUAUUGACAAGUGAUUCCCCUUCCUGUCCGACCACCAACAGAGAGAAGAUGGCAGAGGUAUUUUUUGAAGGGUUUAGUGUCCCAGCUUUGUAUGUGGCCAAUACAGGGUUCCUCUCACUCUGUUACUGUGGUAGAAUUACUGGACUGGCUAUAGAAGCUGGGGCAGGGAUUUCCCAUGUUACUCCAAUAUACUCUGGACAAACAUGUAUGGAAGGUAUCUAUCGAUUGGAUGUGGCUGGAAAUGGUCUCUGCAAAUACAUGCAUAACUUGCUGCUGAACAGCUCGAACAAUCUAUAUCUUCUUAGCACCUUGAACAAAAAGAUGGUAACACAACUUAAGAAAAACUACUGCUAUGUGUCUAUGGAUUACAAAAGGGAUCUCCAAGAGAAAACUUGCCAUGAACCUGUGAGCAUUGAGACCCCUGAUGGGCACUUGUUAACUUUAGACAAAGAACGCUUUUGCUGCCCAGAGCCAUUGUUCAAGCCUCAUCUGCUCAACCAGAGCUCUCCAGGACUUCAUCAUUUGGUCUUCCAAAGUCUGCAGAAGGUUCCAGAUAAGUUCAAAGGAGAAGUCAUUAAUAAUAUUGUGUUGUCAGGAGGUUCUUCAUUGUUUCCUGGUUUUCCAGAGAGGAUGUGCUUGGAAUUGAAUGCUUUAUUCCAUGGUAGAGAGUACUUUAUUAAAAUUCUGGCUUCCCCCAAAAGAGGUACAGCAGUUUGGCUUGGGGGUUCCUUGGCAGCCUCACUCAGCUCUUUCCAAAGCUUGUGGAUGAGAAAACAAGACUAUCAAGAGCAUGGAGCAGCAUAUGUGCACAAGAAAUUUAAGUAG